Molecule: messenger RNA, 1838 nt
Organism: Phragmites australis (common reed)
Lineage: Eukaryota; Viridiplantae; Streptophyta; Magnoliopsida; Poales; Poaceae
Product: heavy metal-associated isoprenylated plant protein 9
Exons: 4
Coding region: 512-1723 (403 amino acids)
Molecular function (GO): metal ion binding
Source: RefSeq, a predicted model, not a curated record
UCGUUCCCCCUCUACUCGACCCACUCGUGGUAUGUACUGAUCGUGCACAAGCUUGUGGCCUUGCGUUGCUUUGCGGCCUCCUUGGUGCUCCUAGCUAGUACUAGAUAGAGCCACCACCGGCAGCUGAGAGAUCAAAAACCCCGACUGCUACUGUAAAAGAGAGAAAUUAUUGGUGGUCGUCCCAAUCGCAAUAGUUUGCUUGGAUCUAUGCAUACAUAGUGCUCACUCCACGUAGGGGUGAGUAACUCAUUCACUCAGUCAGUGGGUCAAUCCGGUUGCACGGGUAUCCGCGAGACCCUAUUUUAUUCGGGGCACACUGAUUGCCGCCGUGAGGAUCUAGGCAUCUAGCUUGCUAUAUCUUCACAUGUGCCAUAAGAGAAGAGCUCCCAGUCAGUGCUAAUAUAUAUUCCUGAUCGAGGCGCCCUCGGUCGAUCCGCCUAAUUAGCCACUCAUUCUCUCGCUCCGGCCAUCGUUCUGUCUUGCCUACUCGCAAUUCUUCAGUUGGAUCUCCAUGGGCGAGGAAGUUAAGAAGGUGGAGGAGGAGGCUAAGGUGGAGGACCAGAAGAAGGAAGAAGCACCAACCGCGGCAGAAGCAGAGAAGAAAGAAGAGGCAGACAAGGCGGCAGCUGAGGCCGAAGCUGAGGAGAAGAAGAAAGAGGACGAGGCUGCCAGCAAUGAGCCGCCGCCGCCUCCUACUCCUGUCAUCCUCGGCGUCGAAUUGCAUUGCACCGGUUGCGUCAACAAGAUCAAGAGAUGCAUCCUCAGAUGCAAAGGAGUGGAAGGCGUGGAGGUGGACAUGGCGCAGAACCAGGUGACGGUGAAGGGCAUCGUGGAUCCGCAGGGCAUCUGCGAACGCCUCCGCAAGAGGACCAUGCGCAACGCCACCGUCAUCUCUCCUCCUCCGCCGCCUCCACCAGCAGAUGGAGGCACCGCUGCCAAGGAGGACCAGCCGCCGCCGACUGUCGUUCAUUCACAGGUAAGCGAGGUGACGACGGUGGAGCUCCUCGUGAACAUGCACUGCGAGGCCUGUGCGGAGCAAGUGCAGAAGAAGAUCCUGAAGAUGAGAGGGGUCCAGACCGCCGAUGCUAACUCCAGCGCCGGCAAGCUCACCGUCACUGGAACCAUGUCCGCCGACAAGCUCGUCCAGUACAUCCACCGUCGCACAGGCAAGCUCGCCACCGUCGUGCCCCCUCCUCCGACUCCCGAGACCCCAAAGGAGGAGGAGCCCAAGACGGAGGACGGCGAUAAGAAGCCGGAGGAACCGCCCGCCGAGGCCGACAAGAAGGAGGAUCCGCCCGCGGAAGACGCCGCUGCCAAUAAAGACGCCGAGGGAGACAAGGAAGUGGAGGCCGCCAAGUCGGACGACGGUGUCGAGAAGAAGGAAGGCGAAGGAGGCGGGGACGAGAAGGCGAAGCAAGAGGUGGUGGCCGUGGACGGGUUUCCGCCGGAGAUGAUGAAGCGGAUGAUGUACUGGCCGUACAGCCACAAGCACUACUACAACCCCGCAGCGGAGGAGGAGGCGAUGAUGGCGAGGAGGAUGGUCAUGAUGCACCCCUACGCCAUGCCGGCCAUGAUGCAGUGGAUGACCCCGCCUCCGCCUCCGCCUCAGCCGGCGGUUCCUCCGAUGAUGUACCAGUACUACAACUACGGCAUGGCGGAGAGGCCACCACCGGCGCCGCAGUACUUCAGCGACGAGAAUCCCAACGCGUGUGUCAUCUCGUAGCUCCAUGGAUGGAUCGAUGGAGACAUGUUAUCUGGAAUGUAUACUAGUAUAACUAGCUACUAUAGCUUGAAUGAAGGCAUGCGCCUACUUAUACUAAAAUUUAAAAAUUCAAUCU